AAACUACGCGCCCCAGCGGGCGAUGCGCGCGGAGCGGCGGCCUGUGGAUAGGGGGGUCUGCGCGGAGCCGGGCGCGCUUAGCGGGGCGUUUGCGAGGAAACGCUUAACCUCUAGCUGCAGGCUAGGUUAAAGGUUGUUGGAUGAGAGGAGAUUGACACUUUCUCCAAGAAAGUAUUGGUGAAAACAUGAGUUUACUCUGAAAACAAAUUCCAAAGCAAUAGUGGAGCAUCACAUGACGCAAUCAGGCUGUUUCAUCUGCCUAGAGGGCAAGUUGCAACAUCCAGAACCAUCCUUCAGUGAUCCCAUUAAGUAUUUGAGACAUAAAAGAAGAAAAUUAUCCUGCAGUGUUCUGACAGCAGCUCGUUUCUUAAAUGCUAAAAGGUUGUCCUCACAGCAGUCUGAAUAAACCAGGACCUCUGGAAGAUAAAGAGCACUGGAGAAGCUAUGGGGUCUGAAUCAAAGCACAGUUUCAUAGGAAGCUUUCUUCAGCCACCAGAUAAAAUACUUCCUGCAGCCUUUGCUUAUAGAGAAUCAAAGAAGUUGACAGCUGUUGGUGGUGACAGGCUAUCACCUGUUCCCAGCAACCAAGCUGUGGUAGCAGCCCUGAAAACCCUUCAAGAAAAGAUCCACCGCCUAGAGCUGGAGAGGUCACAGGCAGAAGAUAACCUGUGCAGCCUCUCUGCAGAAGCUGCUCUGUAUAAGAAGGCCUUAGAGCAAGAAUCCUACAGAAAGGACAUAUCACAUCAAGAACUGAUGCAUCAGAGGAAAGAUAUAAGUGUGCAGUUAAACGCAGCACAAUCCCGCUGCUCCCUGCUGGAGAAACAGCUAGAUUACAUGAAGGAAAUGGUUUCCAGUGCAGAACUGGAGAAAAAAAUGGUUUUAGAACAACAGAACCAGCUUCAGAAGGAGGAAAAUCAGAACCAGGUGGAGUUGCAUGCAAAACUUGAAAAGCUUGAAGUGCUGGAAAAACAGUGGCUUAAACUUACUGCUACUCAGAGAAUUGCAGAAGACAAGAUCAAACACUUAGAAGAAAAGCUUUGUAAAGAAGAACAUCAGCGCAAGCUAAUACAAGACCAAGCUGCUCAGCUUCAAACAGGAUUUGAGAUAAACAGAAUUUUGUUGUCUUUGGUUUCAUCUCAAAAUGAAUCCAAAAAGAAAAAUAGAAAGAAGAAAAAAAACAAGAAGAAAAAUCCUACUGUGAAAAAAAGGUGCCUUCCACAAUUUCAUGUAAAGGCUGGUGUGCUACCUUUUGUGGCUGGGAAGUCUGCCAGCUCCAGCCAUUCUGUUAGUGCAAACGUACAAAGUGUGUUGCAUAUUAUGAAGCAUCGCAAUCCUCGUGUCUCAUCACGAGGCCAAGAAGGAACUGCAUCUGGGAUUUCAGGACAAACCAUUGCUUCAAAAUCUGUAUCUUCUUAUUCCACAUCAUCUACUGUCACCAGAAAUCUUUCUGACCUUCUGUUGGCCAUAGAAGGUGAACUGAGCCAAAUGAGCUUUGAGCAUCAAGAACUCUUGAAGCAGAUACAGGAAACUCACAACUCUGAAGUUCGUGAAGACCUAGAAUGGGAACUGGAUUGCCUUGUAAAAAAAAUGGAGAUUAAAGGCGAACAAAUAUCCAAACUGAAAAAGCAUCAGGCAAGUGUCCAGAAAAUAAAGCAAAAAACUCAGAAAUUGAAGCAAGAGGCAGCUCAUGUCAAACUAAAAUGUGGUGACCAAAAGGAAACAAAGGAAAUUGCAGUUGCUAUAAGGGAAAGUAGGUCUAAGGCUUGUCCUGGGCAGAAAAGCAAAAGCUCUCUUCAACUGUUAAAAAAUGUGCAGAAACUUCAGUCUACAUUGAAAAGAGAUGAUAUCAUGUGGGAACAAUAGUUCUAAAAUCUACCAUGUUAAAAGUCUUUGAAGUUGCCUAGAAGCUAGUAAGUUUUGAAUUUCAUUGAGUGGCUUUUAAAAAUAAAAUAAAUACAGCAUUUCACAUUCUAAACUGCCUAACCACUAGUAGGUCAGUUUGUUCGCCUCAGAAUUAACUUUCAUGUAGCAUGACUGUAGUUCCACUACACUGACUUUAAAUAAAGCAUUUUUAAUGUAUUAAUAGAGUGCUUACUUAUUAACUUGUCAAAUAAAACUUGAUACCUUUUUUACACUUAAAAUAA
Molecule: messenger RNA, 2144 nt
Organism: Dromaius novaehollandiae (emu)
Lineage: Eukaryota; Metazoa; Chordata; Aves; Casuariiformes; Dromaiidae
Gene: CEP57L1
Product: centrosomal protein 57 like 1
Exons: 13
Coding region: 445-1863 (472 amino acids)
Cellular component (GO): centrosome
Molecular function (GO): identical protein binding; gamma-tubulin binding; microtubule binding
Source: RefSeq, a predicted model, not a curated record